Messenger RNA from Selaginella moellendorffii, 2575 nucleotides. Its product is annotated as LRR receptor-like serine/threonine-protein kinase FLS2. The transcript has 2 exons. The coding region runs from base 710 to 2494 and encodes 594 amino acids. Gene Ontology annotation, molecular function: protein binding. The record is from RefSeq and is a predicted model, not a curated record. NCBI's taxonomy places the organism in Eukaryota, Viridiplantae, Streptophyta, Lycopodiopsida, Selaginellales, Selaginellaceae.
CGAUGAAAGAAUCCCAGACCCACCCAAGAUUUUCAGAGAUGGUCGAGCAUGGUUUCCCCGGACCUCAUCGUUGAUCUCCAAGGUUGCUGCAAGAACUUCGGCUUCAGGAGCGUAAGAAGCACCAUCGCCCGGAUUCAUUUCCACCACCUCUUUCGCAACGGCUCGGUCAGGAUCCUUGUAAGGCUUGCAACCUUUGCUGGUGGUGUUUAGCUUUUGGAGAGUGACCGCAGCAUACUAAAUUUUUCACUAAGUUUACACUUACUACUUGAGGGGUGACUUUGUCAAUUAGGAUGUCCCUGCGUUCCAUGGCUGUGAGGUACUUUGCCGCAUCUUUAGAUGUUAGCGUGUGAAAGUUGAGUAGAGGCGCACCCGUAGAUGACGGCAAAGCGAGCAAGAGUCACUGCUGGAGUUGAUGGUGACUUGAGCUGAUCCGUCGCAACCUGGAGAUGGUGUGCUUAGGUAGGACAAUUCGCCACGCCUCCUUUUAACGGGACAGUGUGAACUCAUUUUCCAUACAAGAACGCGUAUUUUGUUUGUCUUCCCCGUGAAUGUUGGAAACUUCUUUCUCUGUGACGCUCUCUGUAAUGCGUUCCAAAUUUUCCAUUCAUCCAAUUUGCCUGUUCCAACUUCAGGUGUUUGUCCAAUUCUUCCUUCACUAUAUAUAGUUGGUUUCGGUUUCUUGAGCAGAAUAGACUCCACCGUUCUUGCAAUGGCGCAUUUGAUGUUGCUGGUUAUGGUGCUUAGUGCAUUGCAGUGGCCCCGAUCCUGCAAACCUGAGCACGUUUGUUCAAAAGCAUCUGGAGAUAAGUCAUUGCUGCUCUGUUUCAAGGAUACACUGGAUGAGCAAACACGAGCGGCACUAUCGAGCUGGAAUGAUUCAGGGCAUCCAAGUUCCUGGAGAGGAAUUGUCUGGAACAAGCGGAGCGAUCUUGUGCUCAAGCUGAACCUGACGGGUGCCGGUCUGAGCGGAAAGUUGUGGCCUGUUUGGUGUAGACUCCCUUCGCUUCAGUUUGCAGAUUUCUCCAACAACAAUCUCAGUGGACACCUCACCUUUGAUGGCUGUCAGUACAAUGCCUCCUCCCGUCUUCAGGUGCUCAAUCUGCUCAAUAAUUCUUUGUCUGGAAGCAUACCCCAAAGCAUUUCGACCAUCCGGGCGCUCAAGUACCUUAAUCUGGGGCAAAACAAUCUGACAGGCUCCAUUCCUCAAGGCCUUUGGAAUCUUGUCCAACUCCGGGAACUUUAUCUGGCAGACAACGCUUUGAGUGGCUCUAUACCGCCUGAGCUUGGCUAUCUCACAAAUCUUCAGCAUUUGAGUCUCGCAUCUAAUCAGCUCAGUGGCUCUAUACCGCCUGAGCUUGGCUAUCUCACAAAUCUUCAGCAUUUGAUUCUUGCAUCUAAUCAGCUCAGCGGUUCUAUCCCACCCGAGAUUUCCAACUGCACCCUCUUGCGCGAGAUGGCUCUUAUGAGGAACUUCCUCAGUGGUGAAAUAUCCAGCAGCAUAGGCAACCUGUCCAACCUCAGGAUUCUUGCCCUCACUGGAAACAAUCUCACAGGUAAUCUGCCUCCAAGCUUCAGUGGACUCACGUCACUGAAGAUGUUGGAUGUUGGCUACAACUCGCUUAGCGGUCCAUUUCCAGACGCAGUGAAGGACAUGGCCUCACUCAGGUAUCUCUCAGUGUCAACAAAUUGGAUGAAAGGUCCCAUACCUCCCUGGCUUGGAAACUUCACGAAUCUCAGGCACCUUAUUCUGUACCGAAACAGAUUCACUGGAAGCAUUCCUCCACAGCUGGGAAGUCUCAAUUAUCUGAAGUUUCCCACGAAACCUCAAUUUGAUCCCGACCUUAGCGGUGUGCAACUUCAAAACAAUCUAUCUCCUUCAGGUGGUGAUGCAGCGAAGAUACUUUCCUACUCUUAUGAAUUCUUCCCCACGGUGAUGGACCUGUGCGAGAACAAGCUAAGUGGAUCCAUACCACCCGAGCUUGGACAGCUGCAAAACCUUCAACACCUUUGGCUGUGUGACAACAUGCUGUCCGGCCCCAUUCCGUCCACUUUAGCGAAUGCAACUCGCCUCAUACUCCUCCAGCUCUACGAUAAUCAGCUCAGCGGUCAGAUUCCUCCCCAGCUCACCAGUUUGACAUCCCUGUCAUACUUCAAUGUCUCCAACAACAACCUUUCUGGACCGAUCCCGACGUCAGCACAAUUCAGCACAUUCAAUGACAUUUCAGCCUUUGCUGGAAACCCAGGAUUGUGUGGCCGUCUUCUGAACAAGCCAUGCACGGUUGGACCUGAAGAUUCAUCGUCACCGUCCAAGGAACAUGAGAAUGGCGAUUUUGUAGAUGGUAAAGCAUUUGCGGUCGGUGUAGCUGUUGGAUUAUGUGGCGGCUUCUGGGCUGUUAUGUCUCUUGUGUCAGAGUCGUUCGUGAUUUGGCUAACCAAGCGGAUCAGGUAUUAUUUGCAAACUGUCGGGUUGCUAAAGCAAAAAGAGGCUAUAUGACGUAUGAUUAUCAAUAUUAUGCUCUUUGUGGGGCAUUGUGGCAUUGUAAAACUUUGUAAAUAAUAUAUGAAUGAAUGAAUA